Fraxinus pennsylvanica is the source of this 495-nucleotide messenger RNA. The record is from the annotation of a GenBank genome assembly. Lineage: Eukaryota; Viridiplantae; Streptophyta; Magnoliopsida; Lamiales; Oleaceae.
AUGACAGGUAUCGAAUGUUCCUGGGUCAUGAGCAAUGAUUUACUAGGCUUCACAUCCCAUACCCGAAUCGUCACAUCAAACGACCCGAAACCAUCAAAUUGGACUGGGGGGUCAAAAUCCACGAAGAAAACGAAGUGGUUUUGCCCCUUGAGAAUCUUGACGGACUUAACGGCACGUGCGUCCCAAAUACGGAGCGUCGGUCGUCAGAGGCGGAGCAGAUAUAGGUGUAAUCUGAGGACCAUGCAAGGUCCGAGAUACCUUCGGAAUGGCCAACCAAAUGGGAGAGAUGUGUUACGGCUUCCCGUUUCCGUAGACCUGACUAUGAGGAUUUUGUCCAGGGAAGCAUUCGGGCAGAGGCAAAGAGUUGGCCUUUUUGGAGAACUUCACACACGAGACGGCUCCCUGGUGGUUCUUGAGCUUUUUCUUCAAACGGUACGGAAGCCUUGGGUGGUUGCCGGUGCUGCUUGCAUGGCCGGAAAAAGCAAUGCAUGUUAA